Colossoma macropomum (tambaqui) is the source of this 8509-nucleotide messenger RNA. It is a transcript of the gene pard3aa, whose product is annotated as par-3 family cell polarity regulator alpha, a. The transcript is spliced from 24 exons. Gene Ontology annotation, biological process: cell adhesion; intracellular protein localization; microtubule cytoskeleton organization. Gene Ontology annotation, cellular component: cell cortex; adherens junction; apical junction complex. Gene Ontology annotation, molecular function: protein binding; phosphatidylinositol binding. Lineage: Eukaryota; Metazoa; Chordata; Actinopteri; Characiformes; Serrasalmidae. The record is from RefSeq and is a predicted model, not a curated record. Bases 287 to 4444 code for a protein of 1385 amino acids.
AGUGAAGAGGAGGUGAUGAGUCAGUGCUCGCCUUGCCCAGCCCCUCCGUCACAGCGCGCGCACACACACGUUCACACGCUCACUCACUGAACAGGUGGGUCUUGUAGCCGAGCUUCACACUCACUCGCACCUCUGAGGAGUUAUGAGGAUUCCCGCAGGCGGCCGCCGUCUCCUGCUCUCCUGGAUAUAAUGUAUCGGCGGAGAAAGGCUUGUGAGCGCGCGGAGCUGAGCUGUCUGCAAACUAACUGAGCUCUCCUCGGACUCUCCGGGAAUCCUGAGGGCGAAGAUGAAAGUGACAGUGUGUUUCGGAAGGACCCGGGUGGUCGUACCUUGUGGAGAUGGGAAUAUUAAAGUCCACAGUCUUAUCCAGCAAGCGGCCAUGAGGUAUAAGAAAGCGAUAGCGAAGGACCCAGGCUAUUGGAUCCAGGUUCACCGCUUGGAGCAUGGUGAUGGAGGCAUCCUGGACUUGGAUGAUGUGCUGUGUGAUGUAGCUGAUGAUAAAGACAGGCUGGUAGCAGUGUAUGAAGAGCAGGACCCUCAUCAUGGAGGUGAUGGGACCAGUGCGAGUUCCACAGGCAGUCAGAGUCCAGACGUGUUCAGCAGAGGGGAGCUGAGCUCCAACAGCCCUUCAGCCUUUCAGCCGUACCAUAACAGUAGUGAGAUCGAGGUUACACCAUCUGCACUGCGAACGAACAUGCCCCUACAUGUCAGACGCAGUAGCGAUCCCGCUUUGGUAGCCUUGACAGAAUCUGCACUCCAGCCAGAUGAGCCAUCUCGAAAGAACCCCUCCCGUUGGUCCACUACUGCAGGCUUCCUCAAACCAAACGCCACCAGUGGAACCAACAGCCUGGAGCGAAAGGGUAAGGGGCCAGCCUCGUAUCGCAGUCUGCCUCGUGAUACAGCAGCGUGGGCCAGCCAAUUUCAGAGAGAGAGUGCCCGCUCCUCCCUCAGCGCCAAUCACCCCAUGGUGGACCGCUGGCUGGUGCGCCAGGAACAGGAUGAAGAGGAAGAAGAAAGGAGGAGAGACGAAGGCAGGAAUGGACGGAUUGAACCGGUGGGCCGGGCUGACUCCUGUGUUGAAUCGCUCAAUCUAGAAGACAUGCUGAAGCCAGUCGAGGUGUCAAAUGGCGGUGGGCCCUUGGGUAUCCAUGUAGUUCCAUUCAGCUCCAGAGACAGAAGGACGCUGGGUCUGCUGGUGAAGCGGCUGGAGAAGGGCGGAAAGGCAGAGCGGGAAACGCUCUUCCAGGAAAACGACUGCAUCGUCCGCAUUAAUAACCACGACCUGCGCAACAUCCGCUUUGAACAAGCACAGAACUUGUUCAGGCAGGCCAUGCGUUCCCCACUCAUCCUGUUUCACGUGGUGCCAGCUGUGAAGAAACCCCUGUAUGAGCAACUCUCUCAAAAUGAGUUUGGCUUACAGUCUGGUCCAAGUCCUGGUCCAGGUCCUGGGCCCAGUGGGCUCACCCCGGACCCCAAACCUGGGCCUGCACCCAGCCAUCUAACGCCUGACCCCAAACCUGGGGACCGGGGGAGUUUGGUCGUGGGAAGCAUUGACUACAGCCCUCAGAGAAUGUCCAAGACUGGACCACACCCUAAUUUCAAUCACCAGCCACUUCCUGUCCACCCAGAGCAGAGUAAAGCUCAUUCCACCUUACCAGCAGUUGGCAUCACCCCACCAGCCAAAUCCCCACUUGAGGGGCCAGCGCAACCCCUCAAGACAGCUACACCCACCACUUCCACUGGCUUCUCUAAAAAGAUUGGCCGCAAGUUCAACGUGCAGCUGAGAAAAGGUCCUGAGGGGCUGGGCUUCAGUAUUACAUCACGUGAUGUCCCCAUCGGAGGCUCCGCCCCCAUCUAUGUGAAGAACAUCCUCCCUCGUGGAGCAGCUAUCCAAGAUGGUCACCUGAAGGCUGGCGACUGCCUGCUGGAGGUGAAUGGGGUGGAUCUGAAUGGGAAAUCUCAGGAAGAGGUGGUCGCUCUGCUCCGCUCCACUCCGAUGGGAGGCACUGUGAGUCUUCUCGUCGUCAGACAAGAGGACGCCUUUCUGCCUCGUGAAGUGAAAGCAGAGGAUGAUGAUUUGGUGCUGACUCCUGAUGGAACGAGGGAGUUCUUGACUUUUGAGAUUCCUCUAAAUGACUCUGGUUCUGCGGGAUUAGGAGUCAGCGUCAAGGGCAACCGCUCCAAAGAGAACCACGCAGACUUGGGCAUCUUUGUCAAGUCCAUCAUCAACGGAGGAGCUGCCAGCAAGGAUGGGCGGUUGAGGGUCAAUGACCAGUUAAUAGCUGUGAACGGAGAAUCAUUGCUUGGGAAAACCAAUCAGGAAGCCAUGGAGACUCUUCGCAAGUCCAUGUCUGUGGAAGGCAAUAAGAGAGGCAUGAUCCAGCUCAUAGUGGCCAGGAGGGUCAACGAGAGGAAUGAGGAGGACGCUCCAGAAAACCCCUCAGCAUCCGAUGUGCCGCUGGGCCGACCUCACGAGGAGCUGGAGCGGCGCAUCUCACAUUCACUCUACCCCGGAGCCAUAGAGGGUCUGGAUGACACCCUGAGCCCCCGACCCACCAUCACUGGAAGAAUGAUGGGUAACUACCAGCUGUCCCCCACUGUGAACAUGCCUCAGGAUGACACUGUCAUUAUCGAAGAUGAUAGGCCACCCGUGCUUCCUUCCCGCCUGUCUGACCAAUCAUCUUCCAGCUCCCACGAUGACAUGGGCUUUGUGACAGAUGUGCCCGCCUCCUGGGCCAAAGAUAUUCAGAAUCAAGAUGAGUGUUCUCUGAGUCCAGACGCAGAUCCUGAUGGUGCGUUUCAGAGGGAGGGCUUUGGCAGACAGAGCAUGUCAGAGAAAAGAACCAAACAGUAUGGAGAUGCUACUCAACUAGAGAUCAUCAAGACUCGCAAAUCUAAGAGCAUGGAUUUAGUAGCUGACGAGAUUAACCUCACACCCCGCCCAAACAGGACAGAAGGCAACUCCACGCGAGACGUCGGACCCAAUCUGGGCCUGAAGAAGUCCAGCUCCCUGGAGAGCCUCCAGACGGCCGUUGCCGAGGUAACGCUGAACGGGGACGUCCCCUUCCACAGGCCCCGCCCUCGAAUCAUUAGGGGAAGGGGCUGCAACGAGAGCUUCCGGGCCGCCAUUGACAAAUCAUACGACCGGCCUGUGAUGAGCAUGGCGGGUGAGGAGGAGGAGGAUGAAGGCAUGGAGACCUUGGAAGAGGACACCGAGGAGAGCUCACGCUCUGGUCGAGACUCUGUCUCCACAGCGAAUGACCUACCACUCCCAGCUGGUGGGGCAGCCAUCCCAGAGAGCCAGGUGAAUGGAGGACGGUCCAAAGAUGACAAGAAGAAGGGAGGGAAGGAGAAAAAGGAGAAGAACAAAUCCAAGAAAGGCGUGCUCAAGGGCCUGGGUGACAUGUUCAGGUUUGGCAAGCACCGCAAAGACGAACGAACAGGAGACAAGAUGGAGCGCAAAGGCUCAAGCAAGAACAAAAUGGAGGAUACCCAGGCCACGGAGGAGGACAUGCAGAGGAUGCGUCUGGAGAGGGAGAGGAUCCAGGCCAAAACCAGGGAGUUGCGGGAGCGUCAGGCCAGGGAGAGAGAUUACGCUGAGAUCCAGGACUUCAACCGCACCUUCAGCUCUGAUGAAGAGCACACCUACGCAGGCAUCGGCUCACUGGACUCCUCCAUGGACAGUAGCCAGAGCCUGAACCAGCAGCCUCCAGGGCAGGAGCGGCCCCACAGCCCCAGAGAGCAGCCACUGGAGGCCCUGUAUGCCCAGGUCAAUAAGCCUAGGAACGGCCGGCCUCCUUCAGCAGACAGCAACAGACUGGCGCCUAGCAACCACGACCGGAUACAGCGGCUGAGGCAGGAGUUCCAGCAGGCCAAGCAGGAGGAGGAGCCCGACGACCGUCGCCGUACCUACAGCUUCCAGCAGCAGCCAUGGGCCAAUGCUGGGGCCUACAAUCCGACAGGAAGGCAUUCUGUUUCCGUAGAAGUCCAGAUGCAGCGACAGAGACAAGAUGACCGCGACGCCUUCACACAGUCACAAAGACAGUACAACUCCUUACCAAGGCAACCACGUAAAAACCCCAGCACCGUAUCUCAGGACUCCUGGGAUAAGGUCUAUCCCCCUGGUGAGGUGUUCCAGUCUGCUAAAGAGAACCCGCGCUACUCCAGCUAUCAGGGUGGCCGGGGCACUAACGGUUACCUGAGCACCCCCGUGUCCGGCCUGAACGCUCGCGUCCUGCUGGAAACCCAGGAGCUGCUGCGGCAGGAGCAGAGGCGUAAAGAACAGGAAGCUCAGGCCAAACUGGCUUCACCAUCUGACCCUCCAGCUGUGGCCCCCACACCCCCCAAAGGCCCCUACAGGCAGGAUGUCCCACCCUCCCCGUCCCAGCUCGCCCGUCUCAACCGUUUGCAGAGCCCUGAGAAAGGCCGGCCAUUCCACUCCUGAGUUGUGGGGGAAGGAGAGAGAGAGAUUAGGUGGGACGAGUGAAGGGCCUGUAUAGGCCACACCAGCAGUGCACAGUGGUACUGGCGGGAGAUGCAAUUAUAGGCAAACUCUAGCAAUUUUUCAACCUAAUCUCUAUCUGCUACGUCUGCGUCAUUCUGUCGAUUAACAUGGCCAAUAAUCUCAACCCAUUUCCACAUACUUAGAAAAGAACAGAAAGUCAGUUUGCAUUAAACUUAUUUAUAGUAGAAGCUGUUGGGCCCUUGCUGAAUUCCAUGAAGAGCCUUUUGAAAUAAGUAGCUACAUAACGGGAAUUUGAAAGUACAACCAUUACACUCUUAGGAGUACAGGUGCUAGGAGGAGACAGACAUGAGAGAAACUAGUCUUACUAAAGCUGUUUUUAUAAAGUUUUAUCCAACUUAUGAACUCUGGAGCAGUAAAAAAAAAUACAGUUCUCAAAUAGCUUUGACUGAAGAAUUCAUGAAAGCGUUCUACAAAAUGUGUCUUCAAGUAGGUUUUUUGUUCUUUUCUAAGUACAGAGAAAGUCUUUGUCAUGACUGUGAGUGAUAAUUUGGCCAGACGCUGUGGAUGUAGCUAAUAGAGAUUUGAUUGAUAACUGCUGGAGUAUUUUAUUCAGAACUUUGAACUUUUAAACCUUGGAGAAAAAAUGGGGUUUUGGUUAAUGAAUCUGUUUUUAAACAUGUAAUGUACAAUACAUUGAUACUUUUGUUUUUUAAUACAUGAUUGUGGUCUGCCAACUUCCCUUAGUAAAGGAGUUUUCAGUUCUGGUCCUGGAGGGCUGGUGUCCAGCACAGUUUGUUGAUUUUCCUGCACAAGGACACCUACUAAACCUGGUAAUCUCUUGGACCACAGCUGGACAGUCCUCAGUUUUAGUAUGUCGGUGUGAGUGUGUGUGUGUAUGAAAGUGUAUGAGUGUUGUAUCUUUAACCUGAAUUCCUUCCAGUUAUCCUUGACAAUCACGUGACAGCCAGUGUACGGCUUUGCUGCAUUGGUAUUCUUAUAGUGCUGUGACCUACAUAUCCUAUUUCAAAUCGAGCAUCAAUUUGGAAUGUCGAGUGCAGUGUUCAGGAAAGGAGAGGAUAUGAGUGGGUUUCAAAUAUUAUUCUGAGUAUUGCAAAGGAGAGGUCGUUGUGUGUGUCAGUGUGUUUGAAAGAGAGGGAGAGAGAGAGCAUGAGAGAGGAAGAGAGAAAGUCCAUAGGCUUUAGCUGUUUGACUGAAGUGUGUGGUGUAUGUGUAUGGUUGGGCCUGUCACCCAGCAGCCUUUAAAGAAAAUCCUAAGCUGAAUGUCAGAUGACCCCUAACUCCCUACACAGUGCACUACACUGAGCAUAAAAAGUCCACUGUAUAUUCAAUAGGGAGCCCUAUGGGAUUUGGCCCCAGUCACCUCACUCAUCUUUUAAAAAUAGACAUCAGUACAUUCAGUACAUCAGAGUUCCUCACAAACUCAGCACAAGAUAUAUUAAUUGCAAAUUACACCCGUUGUUCUUCUGUCCAUCAUCCUUUUUUUUUAAAUUUGCAAGAAGUCUUUUCUUAUCUAUCCAGCUAACACAGCCCUGCACACACUGCUAAAGCUUCAAAUCCUCCGCUGUGCAUAUGCACACACCUGUCCUGGAAUAUCACUCAUGUGACCAGGGUCAAAGCAGGACUGUAAUUAAUGCACCGUGAUGAAAAAUUGAUUUGGAUGUCAUCUGUGUGCGCGCAUGUGUCUGUCUAUCUUGGCCAGUCUUUGAUUAUGUAGACUCAGUCAGACGUUGAGUCUGGUCCAUACUGAAUGUGUUAUCAUGCAGGUUAAUGGGGAGUUGCUCACACUUUGUAUGCAGUAAAACAUCAGUAUGUUAUGUUAAACCUGACCCCACUCUGAUCUCUACAGCCUGCUCUCAGCUCCAGCUCCCAUCAUACAUCAUGAUUAUAAUCAAAAACUCAAUCUACAACUCGCAUCAUGUUGCUUUAUGCUUGUUCGUGUGUGUGCAUGUGUUUGUUUUCAAACAUUUUAGAUUUACAAAAAUCAGAAAAAACAGACAUGACCUACAAUGUAAUGUAACAAAAAUGGUUCUGACUUUGUAAAAUAAUUUUUUUUAAGUUUUUAAAAAUCCAUUUUUUGUAAGGGUAAUACAUUUAUAAUACAUAUGGGACAUAUUGUUAUUAUAAAGUGUGCUAUGUUCAAAAGUUUGGAAUAAUUUGUCAAAUUAAUAGUUAUUUUAUUCAGUAACAAAUUAAGCACUGUAGAAGUGUUCAGAACAUAAGGAAUUAUUUAUUGAUAAAUAAUAUGUACUUAUUGAUUUAUUGCAAUUCCUCAAGAUUUGAUCACCACUUUUUUCUUUAAAUAUGAGGCAUUCCAGAUUGUAAUUUUCAUUCUAAAUGUUGGACUGAUUUCUCAGUAAUUAAGUAAUCAUUUACAUCUUUGUUCUUUUUCCAGGACACAUUUAAUAUUUCUUCACUUCUUUUUUACAGUUUCCAGAAAAUUAUUUGAAAUCAGUGCAGUUAUAGAGCAGGGUUUCACAACCACUGGGCCCUGGACCACAAGUGGACCGCAAAACAUCCUUUGUUGGUCCUCAGGCCAGUACUGAAGGGGGGCAGUGGUCCACAGAGGGUGGUGAUGGCACUUUGUCAUAAAAAUCAGUGAAAAAUAAUUGAUAUAACUUUAAAAAAAUUCAAAUUUGUUGCAUCAAUGUCACACUUUAUCCCCUUACAUCUAGAAGCCAAAUACACCAAAUACACAAAAAUUCUGUUGACAUCUUAUGUUUGCUAACAUGUGUUGUAUAUUGCAGGGAUAGGCACCCAAACAUAGCUGUGUUGAAAAUUUCCCCCCAAAAAGAAAUUUCUUAAUAAAAAAGUUGACAUAUUUUUCUGUGAGUCUUCAUACUUUCUAGUAAUAAAUAGUUGGGCCUUGAAAUGGAAAAGGUUGAGGACCGCUGUUGUACAGUAGCAGCACCACAACAGAAUCAAUUUAUACAUUUAUCUACAGCAAAAUUGUUUUAUGUUAUUGAAAACAGCGAUUUCAAACUUUUGAACAGUAGUGUAACUAUAAUACAUAUGAUACAUAUUAGCAGUAUUUCUAUAUAUGUGUACUUACAUUAAUAUAUGGGUCCUGCCAUUGUAUAAAAACAAACCUGUGUGUUUCUGUCUAUGUGAAUGUGUGAGUUUGUGAGCGUGGCUGUGUGUGUCUGUUGCCGUUGCCUGUAACAUGACUCUCUCAUGGAUGAACUGAACUUUGGCAGUGGGAUAAAGCGCUUGGCUGUGGACCACAGAGUAAAAGCUGAAAGAGCUGUAGUGAUGUCACACGAAAGGCAAGGCCAAGCCAGGCACUGCUGUAAAGUCUCGAACAGAGCUGGAACAAAAGGCUUUCUGGCCUCCUCUCUCAUUCAUUCUCUUUUCCUUUUCCUCUCCUUCUCUUCUCUGUGGGGAACAAAAUACAGUAACGUUGUCUUUGUGUACAUGGCAAAGACAGAUAUCUUCCUGUGGUUGGAGUAACUGGUACUUUCCAGAGACUGCCUUUUGGUCCUGUGGUACGACGGAUGUCUCAAGUAUUGCCUCUUUGUGAAAGAACAUCAGCAAUUUUGUUUUUUUUUUUGUUGUUGUUGUUUAUUUUUGGCAUUAGCUGUUUUCAUAUUUCAGAUUUUGUAUUUUAUGCAUUACAUAAAUGUCAGAGAUGCUGGAGAUGGUUUAAGUGCCUGUAAGGAGGGAUGAUGUUUUGUACUUCUAUGUCGUGGAAUGCACAUAUUUUAUCAUAUGCGAUUAUUCUACUUGUUUGUUGUCGUAAUAACACAUAACUGCCCAUCACAAACCAUUUGGUUGAUACCUUAAAAGAGAAACAAAGAGUAAUAUGCACAUGUUUUUGUAUUUUUAUGACUUUUACAAUGUAUGUAUUCUCCAGAGGUAAAGUGGUAUCCCAGAUAACCCAGAUAAAUGUAAGCACGGUGCAAUUGUGUUUUUUUUUUUUCAUAGUCUUUAUACAUACUGUAUGAAACUGUACACAGCUAUUUCUCUGUACAUAUCAAAUCUAGAAGAAAUAAACAGAAGGUUGUUCCUUCAUCUUGUUUACAGUAA